ACCACCGUGGCCCUUAUUUAACGCUCGUCCCUAAAGCUCGCUUUCAAGUCCGCAAACCGCUCAUUUGUCUUGAUUGUAAAUGUCUUUCUAGUGUGACAAUUGUCAAGUAAUUAAUAGCCCUAUUGUGGACGUUUCCUUUUGCCUUUUCUUAAGAACAACAGACAGCAUGAAAGAGGAGAGUCAUAGGAACUAGCGAUACGAAGAAGGUGGGCGAAACACAGUUUCAGUAAAAGAAGCUGUUGCUAUUUAUCGAGUAUGGAGGUCAAAGACAUCAAAUGAUUUACUGGAAAUGAUUAGCGUGCUCGAUAUUGAUUAUUUUCCAAUUACGUGCGUCAUACAAGAUUAGCCCCCACAUCCGGUGAUUAUAUUAGUGGCUUGACAGAUUGAUUGUAGUCGAUAGUUGCCCCAUUGUGUCUAUGGUCACAGUACGUAUGUAAAACACCGUACAAUACAUAAAAAGCAAAAAAGACUUUUCCAGAGAGUAUUUGAUAUCUUUCGAAGAAAACUACGUGACAUUUAAACAAAUCCUUUACUCCUUCCGGUUCGAUGAAUUUGAUCACUGAAAUACUCUCACACACCGGAGAUCGCACGUAAUACUUUGAUGCUAAACUUACUAAAUUUAGUAAUAACAGACUUUGUACGUGAUAUGCUCGGCGUUCUUUCUUACCACGGCGAAAAUUGUCUCUUUAAAACUCAAGAUUUCUCCGAUUAAAUUACGAGGCGAGUGGCUUUACUCAUUACCUAUCUUUAUGCCCUCAUGUGGCUCAACUUAAUCUUACUUUACACGGAUUUUCUAUUUUACAGUCUAUUAUGCCAUUACAUUAUCCACUCGAACCAAUCACUAAGCCGCGUGCUAAUACCCAGACAAAAGGCCAGUUGACAUUCUUACGAUAGUAAAUGAGAGCCAAAACACGCACUGAGUAGGAAGACGCAAUGUUCAUUGUAACUGCAGCGAAGACGAUUCAUAGAGGCUAAUCGCAUCGUAUGACAAAUGGGUUGUGGAACCAGCUCUCAUCUUCCGAAAAGAAGCGGUGUUAAAUAGAUGUCCAUUCUGGAGUUCAGCUUUGCUCAUUGGACAGAUUUGCAGGCACCAGUAUUGCUAUCAUCGAUUUAUAAGUAAGUGAGCAUCUUGAGUAAGGGCCUUAGUUCAGUGACUCACUGGUGCAGCGAAUUUUACCUUUGGUAAAACGUCAAGCACUUUGCUUAGUUUUGCUGUUCAGUUUGUUGCCCUCAUGGUGUACCUUCGCAGGCAGCCACUAAACACCUUGUGUUUUGCGGAGUUAUCCCAAUCAUCUGUCAAUGUGUUGAGGCUACGACGUUUGCCAGCUCUUAGUCUGCCGAAGUCCUGCUCUCGGAAGCGGUUGCUCCACACCUCGAGGUUUGUGAGAACCACACAGUUUGCUUUUGGAGCUCGGCAUAAAAGCUGCCGUAUCUCAUCGGGGCGAAUAGCAAAAGCUUUACGUUCAUCAUUAACCGGUCAGCGGAAACAUCGAGUAAGUAGUCGUGCCGAUGUCAAUUCAACUGAUCGACCUUUGUUAAACCUUAAGCAAAUCGUUACCCCACGAGCAGGGCAGAAUGACCUUAUCAGUGGUGGUCCUUUCGUGGAUAACCUGUUUGAAAAGUCCCUCGCUCUUAGAGUUACUGAUGAGAUGACUAUGACCAUUUUCCAGCCGUUUAUCGUGCCAGAGACCACCUCAUCUCCGAUCAAAAGGGCGUUCACCAGCUCUUGUCGUCAUGACAGUGAUUUAGGUGAUGUGGCACACCCUCUCACACGCAGCAUUGGAAAGUCCAGCGUGGUAUCUUCUUUUGAUCUCACUUACUCUCUGGAUGAGGAGACUCGCGCCCAGUCCCAAGUGACAGUAGCGGCCCAACAGCGAGCAGAAGCUGCGUAUAGACGACAGCGUAUGGCACAGGAAAGAGAGCAGACUGCUGUUUUACGGGCUGAAAUGGAGGUUGAGCGGGCUCGCAUGCUGAAGGAAAUGACUGGUGGAAGCAGAAGACCUUCAUACUGUUUAGAACUAGAAAAUCUGAAGGAAGAGGCACCCGAUGAUGUGCGUAAAAACCUGGAGGAAUGUCUUAAAGAUUAUUCCAUCAUUGAGGAAAGAAAUGCACGAAAUUCGCUGCCCAAUGAAUACCCAAAGUCUGCAUUUAUAAUGAGAAGUGAAUCAAGGGAUGAGACAGAUGCUGACCAAAAUACUCGACAUCAAGCACAAGAGAGCGACGAAAAUGGAAAUUUGGAGAGACGGAAUAGUACAGAGGAGAGCAGUAAUAAAGAACUUCGUCUUACCGUUGAAAAACAGCCUUCGUUACAAACUGGAAAAGAUGACUUACCUCAAGCGUUCCUUAGCAGUGUUAACAUUAAGGAAAACGAGCAGACCCGAGGAUAUUCGGGUGAUGAAAAGCCCCGACGACGCUCGGGAGUGGAUCAGAUCCUGGCUCUGAGAGGUAACAACGAGAAAACCAUGGAAGAAACCUCCCAAGAAAUCAAUGGAUCACACAAACUAAAGAGAAGUGAAGAAGUAUCGGCUGUUCACGAUUCAGAUACAAGUCAGGAUCAAACUUUUGGAAAAAGAGUGGACGAUUUUAGAGAUGUUACGGCGAUCACUAAGGAUGAUUCCGCGGCUAUGAGUGGUGAAAAUUUAACGGUGCAGGAUGAUACUACUAAGAUAACGAGUCCUGAUGGAUCAGUUCCAACAGAACAGAUACCUAAUGAUGUAAACUAUGCUAGUAGUGGCACUCAUUCGGUCGCAGUUACUGAAAAUUGGAACAAAGAGCAUACAAGCAUAGAAACCAAAGACACGAGCGAUGAAGGCGAACAUCAUCAACAAGAAGAAAGCGAAAACGCCGCAAACGGUACUGAACAGAGUCAAACAAUGAUCAAGGCGUCCACAGGUCUGGAUCCAGAGAAAAUGGAGAGCAGUCAUGCGGACAUUGCGAGUGAGAAUGGCGAUGGAAAGGUGGCGACAGAAAAUGAUAAAAAUGAACAGUUUGAUCAGCUACGAGAGACCACACUUGAAGGAUAAUUAACAUCAUAAAACAAUAGGUGGAAGAACAUAACCUUCUUGGUCGCCCGAAUCUUAUGCCUGCUUAGUUAAGAGAAGGACAACAAGUUUCUCAGAACAGGAAGUAGUAAAAGAAAAGUGACACCCCUACAAACUUCUCAUCUUCUCUAAGUUUCCGUCUACGGUUAUAGCGAAUGAAAUAUUUGAAGAAGCUUGACGACUAGGAGUCGAUCAUUUAAAAGGUGGUUAGCGUUAAUCUAAAACAACUGAACAUUCUUUACUCGGUUUUGAUUUCUCUUGUAUGAAAAUGUACAUACGUAAGGGCUAGGUUCUCUGGAAUUUUAUCUUAGUGUAGAUCAAACCUGAAGAAAGCAAAGUGUAGCAGGGCUAUAGAAGUGUGCCAAAAAUGUAUUUUAAUCACUGGUUAGAUUAACUGUAUUUUGAACAAAACCAUUUCAGAUAUCUCACUGCGAACAGGCCGUUAUGGCCCUGUGGGAAGACAAUUUCAUAAAAUAAAUACGUAGAGAUAACUCGUUAACAUGAAGGAAAAGAGGAAAUUAAAUGAUUAAAACAUUGAAACGAGGUUCCACUUCGUUGCAAAGAAUGUAAAGGAUAUUUGUACAUUUAAAUUUCCGAGCAGUUGAGAGAAAUUUCUCGUUAGCUUUUCCAGGGAUAUGAUGUAUUAAACAACUACAAAAAAACUCCUGGCUGCUAGAAUUUUGCACUGACUUCAUGUAAUGAAAAUUGGAAGGAUUAUAUGAUUACAUGAGGACGAUAUUAGCUUUGAA
Pocillopora damicornis (cauliflower coral) is the source of this 3790-nucleotide messenger RNA. RefSeq lists its product as uncharacterized. The record is from RefSeq and is a predicted model, not a curated record. Lineage: Eukaryota; Metazoa; Cnidaria; Anthozoa; Scleractinia; Pocilloporidae.